AGAGCACCAUGGAGCCCUCAGAACCACACAUUGUCGGCAGUCAGCAAGGAGAAAGAUCGCUCGCCGGUAGAUCUUUGGAGGAGGAACGUGAGAGUCCAGGUCAGAAAAAACGCCAACUCGUCGCAUCGAAUGAUGAUUUCAACAAGACAACAGCAGAACCUGCCUGCACCGAUGAUCAUUUCCGACACCGUAUGAACGAAGCCUGCCUGCCGUUGAGGACCAAUGGCCGCUUAUUUGCUCGUGGCUUGCGACGCAAGCAUAAGUUUCUGCAUCAGCUGAACCCCACCACGCCGAUCACGCAGGAUUGGGGCGAUUUCUAG
Messenger RNA from Seminavis robusta, 320 nucleotides. The record is from the annotation of a GenBank genome assembly. Lineage: Eukaryota; Bacillariophyta; Bacillariophyceae; Naviculales; Naviculaceae.